This is a messenger RNA of Uranotaenia lowii, 5969 nucleotides long. RefSeq names its product zinc finger protein 91-like. Bases 12 to 4715 code for a protein of 1567 amino acids. Gene Ontology annotation, biological process: regulation of transcription by RNA polymerase II. The record is from RefSeq and is a predicted model, not a curated record. The transcript is spliced from 20 exons. Lineage: Eukaryota; Metazoa; Arthropoda; Insecta; Diptera; Culicidae. Gene Ontology annotation, cellular component: chromosome. Gene Ontology annotation, molecular function: chromatin insulator sequence binding.
AUAGAGUAAAAAUGUUAAAAAGCAAUCAAAGUACGAUGACCGAUGACGAAGCGGAGCUAGUUACAAGCAUAAAAUUAGAGCCGCUUGACGCGGACACAGGGGGCUCUUACAACGACGAGCAUUGGUCGGUAUCCCAGCAUUCGAUAGAAAAUGUACGGGAAGUCGCUAGCAAGUCUAGGAAGUCCAAGCCAUCUAUCGAGCGGCUCUGGGACAUGGUUGUCGAUUGGGUGCACUUACGGCACGUUAUGCUUUACGAAUUUCGGAAGGGAUUAAACGAUGCAACAACCUUUAAAAUCAUCCGUGCGGUUUAUGGAGAUCAGGCACCAGCUGAGCAAACGGUGUCAGAAUAUUUUACAAAAUUUCGUCUCGGACAUUUCAACCUCAAACAUCUGAAUGAUACUCAGCAAGAUGUACCGGAUUCUUCCGAUUUUGAAUGCGCUGAUCAACCAGAACUUGAGGAUCAUUCGCGACAAUCUUCACCGGCUUCAAGUGUGCUGGAAGCUGCUUGGGGAAACGAGCUGAAUAACGCAACAACCAACGAUGAAAAUCAAAAAAAAACUUACGGUCAGAACCAAAAAAAGUAUGAAUGCAAAGUAUGUCACAAAAACUUCAAACAUAAUCAAACUUUGAAACGCCAUUAUGAAAGAGAACACGGAAAUGUUCAGACACUGUCUAAUGAAAGCUUGUUGCCAAUCGAAGAAUGUAACAUUGUGGAAGAAGAUCCUGCUUCCACAACAUCGGAUUCAAGCGAACUCCAAGAGAGCUACAUUGAGGAGGAUGUUCUAAAUAUAGGUGAUCCCGAAACUAGCAAUUACAGUUUUGAAGAGCAUUCAUACUCUCUUCCUGGCGACAAAGUUAUCGAAUCCGAUGAUCCAAGCAGAAUCGAAGAAGAAAGUAAUCGGAAUAAAGAGCGACAGACGAAAAAUGCAGUUCCAAACAAGGUUCAAUGCAAAAUAUGUCACCGAACGUUUAACCGUCAUUUCUUAUUGAAUCGACACUAUGGAAAAAAACAUGCCAAUAAGCCAGAAUUGAGUGACAGUGAAAUGAAAAAUGCUAAACAACUUGAAGCACGCGAUGCAGCACUAUUUGUGGAAAUGCCUUGCCUAGAACUACCUGAAAAUAUUUUCGAAGAAAAUGAUGCAACGCCGGAAGAAAGUGCUGAAAAUUUUGAAGAUAUAUAUAGUUGCGACCAAUGUCCAGCUACGUUUAGCCUUAAAACGUUCUUGGCGGAUCAUUUUGUUGCGCAUCAUUUAAAAAAACCACGAUACGAGUGUGAGUUUUGUGGGAAACGUUUUUUCUUUGGGCGACAAUAUGAGAUUCAUCGGAAAAAGGACCACCUUAAGCAAUAUAAUGCACUGCUUGAAGAAAGGAAACUCAAAACUCUGCCCAAAAAUUGCUUGUUUCAAAUGGAUGGGUGCAAAAUUGUCGAAGAAAAUUCUACCAAAACACCAUUAGAGUUCAGUGAUGUCCGCGACUCGUGCUCUGCAGAGAUUGAUCCCUUGAAAAGUGAACCUGAUUCAAGCACUUUUUCUGAAGAACGUUCAAGCACUCCCACCAUAGACGAACUGAAUACAAGUUACUCGUUCAAUCCGAUGCCACAAGCGAAGGAAGUGGAAUUAGUUGAUAUUAUCGGAAUCGAUAAAAUGGCGCUGUUGGAUUCAGAGAGAAACGAUAAAAAGCUGGGAAAAAUACGUCGAAAAUGUAAAAGAUGUUUUACAACAGUGAAUGGAUGUUUGAAUCGUCACAUGAAAACUAUGCACAGAGAUGAGCAACGUUUUGAAUGUAAGAACUGCCAGAAGCGUUUCUUUCGAUCGGCAGGUUUGUUACUGCAUCAAGCGCGUUGUGGAGCUAAUGCCAAUGAGCGGCAUAACUGUGACGGGUGCGAGUUAACUUUUAAAAAAGAGAUAUUUCUUAAGGACCAUUUUACAUCGAAGCAUUUGGGAAAACCACGGUACGAGUGUGAGUUCUGUGAAGAACGUUUUUUCUAUCACCAAAAAUACUAUACCCAUCGAAAAAAUGAACACCUUGAGGAGUACAACGCACUUGUAAAGCAAAAGAAUGUCCGCAAUUUGCCCUUUAAUUGUUUGUUUAAGAUGGAUGGUUGCAAAGUUGUAGAAGAAGGCAUUCUUCUCGAAAACGAACAAACCGGUUCCAAACUUGACACAAAUGAAUCACAAACGGUGGUGUCGAAUCUAUCGGAAAACGAGACAAACAAACCUGAAAGGCAAGCUCAUGAAUGCAGAUCAUGUCACAAAUCGUUUGACACUACCUACAAUUUGGAUCGUCAUUAUGCGUUGAUGCACGAAAAUGGGCCACAGUAUGAAUGCGACAAAUGUAGAAAGCUUUUCUCUAAGGCCGAAAGAUUUGAGGAGCAUCUAAGGCUUAGUAGUUGUAACAAAUUUGUAAGGAAAUUCAGCUGCAACAGAUGCCCGUUUACGUUUGAUUACAUGCAACAUCUGAAAGAUCACUUUGCUGCGAAGCAUUUAAAGAGACAUCGAUACGAGUGUGAAUUUUGUGGGGAACGCUUUUUCUAUGUUCAAAAGUAUGCUAACCAUCGAAGAUCGAAACAUCGCGAGGAAUACGAGGCGCUACUUAAGCAAUCUAAUUUAAACAGGUUGCCCCAUAAUUGCCUGUUUCGAAUAGAUCGUGGUCAAUUUUCGGAAACCUGUGAAGAAAUCCCCAGCGUUGAAAUACCUCCAUCUACAAGUACUUCUACCAUAGACGAACUGACUGCAAGUUUAUCGUUCAAACCGAUACUACAAUCAAAGGAAAGGGAAUUUGGUGAGACAAACGAUAAAAAGCUGGAAAACAAAGGUCGAAAAUGUAAAAGAUGUUUUCAAACAGUGACCGGAUGUUUGAAACGUCACAUGGCAACUAUGCACAGAGAUCAGCAACGUUAUGAAUGUAAGAACUGCCAGAAGCGUUUCUUUCGAUCGGCAGGAUUCUUAGCGCAUCGAACGCGUUGUGGAGCGAAUGCUAAAGAGCGGUAUAAAUGUGAUGAAUGCGAGUUAACUUUUAAAAGAGAGAUAUUUCUUUGGAACCAUUUUACAUCGAAGCAUUUAAACAAACCACGGUACGAGUGUGAGUUCUGUGAAGAACGUUUUUUCUAUCACCAAAAAUACUAUAACCAUCGAAAAAAUAAACACCCUGAGAAGUACAAAGCUCUUGUAAAGCAAAUGAAUGUCCGUUCAUUGCCCUUAAAUUGUUUGUUUAAGAUGGAUGGUUGCAAAGUUGUAGAAGAAGGCAUUCUUCUCGAAAACGAACAAACCGGUUCCAAACUCGAAACAAAUGAAUCACAAACGGUGGUAUCGAAUCUAUCGGAAAACGAGACAAACAAACCUGAAAAGCAAGCUCAUAAAUGCAGAUUAUGUCACAAAUCGUUUGACACUACCUACAAUUUGGAUCGUCAUUAUGCGUCGAUGCACGAAAAUGAGCCACAGUACGAAUGCGACGAAUGUAAUAAGCGUUUCUUGAAGGCCGAAAGAUUUGAGGAGCAUCUUAGGAAUAGCAAAUGUAACAAAUUAGGAAGAAAUUACAGCUGUAACAGAUGCCCUUUUACGUUUGAUCACAUGCAACAUCUGAAAGAUCAUUUCGCUGCGAAUCACUUGAAGAAACAUCGCUACGAGUGUGAAUUUUGUGGGGAACGCUUUUUCUAUGUUCAAAAAUAUGCCAACCAUCGAACAUCGAAGCAUCGCGAGGAAUACGAGGCGCUGCUUAAGCGAUCGAAUGUAAACAGGUUGCCCCUCAAUUACCUGUUUCGAAUGGAUCGUGGUCAAAUGUGGGUAACUGUCGAAGAAAUGCCCAGCGCUGAAAUACCGCUAUCUAUAAGCAUUCUUAACAUCGACGAACUAGCUGCUAGUUACUCAUUCACACCUGAACCACAAGCGGGGGAAAUGCCUGAUGAUCUGAUCGAAGUCAAUGACGAAGAAUUUUGGAAUGACGAGCCGUGCGAUCCAGAGGAAAACAAUAAAAAGCGAGCGAAAAAAAUUCUGAAAUGUAAAAGAUGUUUUAAAACAGUGUUCGGAUGUUUGAAACCUCAUAUGGAAGCUAUGCACAAAGAUGAGCAACGUUAUGAAUGUAAGAAAUGUCAUAAACGUUUCUUCCGGUCGGCAGGAUUCGUAGUGCAUCAAAGGCGUUGUGCAGCUAAUAAAGAGCGAUACAAGUGUGACAGAUGCGAAUUAACUUUUAAAAGAAAAGUAUCUCUUUGGGACCAUUUUUCAUCGAAGCAUUUGGGAAAACCUCGGUACGAGUGUGAGUUCUGUGGGGAACGGUUUAAGCGUAACCAAAAAUAUAUAGUACAUAGAAAAACGAACCAUUUUGAGGAGUACAACGCACUUCUGAAGGAAAAGAAUGUCAGUGUUUUGCCCUUUAACUGUUUGUUUAAAAUGGAUGGUUGCAAAAUUGUCGAGCAAAGCAUUCGUUCCGUAAACGAACAACCCGGUUCCAAACUUAAAACAAAUGAAUCACAAGCGGCGGUAUCGAACCAAUCGGAGAACGAGACAUAUGAAUGCCGAUUAUGUCACGAAACGUUCUACAGUAUCUCUAAUUUGGAUUUCCAUUAUGAAUCGAUGCACGAGAAUGACCCACAGUAUGAAUGUGAGCACUGUAAAAAGCGUUUCCUCAGGUCGGAAGGACACAAAACACACCAAAAGGUGUGUAGAUUUAACAAAUUAAGGACGAAGUACAAGUGCCAUAAGCUGCCCUUCUACAUUUAAUUACAUUUGUAAUCUGAGAGAUCAUUAUGUUGCGAAUCAUUUGAAAAAACCACGAUUCGAGUGUGAAUUUUGUGGGGAACGUUUUCUCUAUAUGAGAAAAUACGUUUACCAUCGAAAAUCGGUACAUCGUGAGGAAUACAGGGCGCUGCUUAAGAAAUCUAAUCUUUCCAAGUUACCCUUCAAUUUUCUGUUUCGAAUGGAUGAUGAGAUGAUCUGGGAAGUCGUCCAACCAACUCCCAGCAAUAGCACACCGACAGAUUCAAGCACUCAAAUGAACGAUACCAACCCAACCAAAAAGAGGUUUAAUUGCAAAUUAUGUCCCAGAACAUUUCAAAGUAAUGACAAUUUGGACCGCCAUUAUGUAUCAAUGCACAAGGAUGAUCCACAGUUUCAAUGCGAGUACUGUAAUGAGCUCUUCCUGAAGUCGGUAAAACUUAACCGACAUAAAAGAACAUGUAAAUUUAACGAAUCAAAAGACAAAUACGCCUGUGAGCUCUGCCCUGCUACGUUCAAACUCAGUCAUUCAGUAAGAAGACAUUAUGAAGCAAUGCAUUCAGAAAAGCAGUGAUACUAUUGUGAAUUUUGCGAGAAACGCUUUUUCUAUGUUCGAAAAUAAGCUCACCAUCGAAGAUAGAAGCAUCGUGAGAAAAACAAGGUACUUGUCAUAGAAAUUCCCAGGACAGAAACACCGACAUAAUCUACAAGAUAUCGCUGAUCAAGCGCUCUUCAAAAAUGGUCCUUCAUAUUUUAACCUUCGAUCAUCUUAUGAUUGUACAAGCUUCUCGGAAUACAAUAAAACGCCGCAAAACUAACUUCACCGAAAGUUGACCGUAAGGAUCAGCUUGGCAGAUCGAUCUUUCUCCCUCACGUCAUCCAUGGAAACCGACGGAAGCUGAAGUGAAAUAAUAAGGAAUGUGAAACAAAGCCUGCCUUCGGAUCGUCUUCCGUUAUCGUCGUUUUGCCUCCCAGCAAACUGCACAAUUCAGGUUUUCUUCGUACUACGUACCAAUAUCCAAUCCAGCUGUCUUCUAGAAGCUACGUGAAGUUAUCUUGAUGUACGACAUUUUCAGCUUUUAACAUAACGAAGUAGAACUGGUCCUAUCAGUUUGGGAGACAGUUUAUUAAUGAUGUUAUAAUUUUAUGCAGUGAAAAAGGUUUUAUUUAACUUAUCUUUUGGAUUACCGUAAAACAUACAGCAGUAAAAUCACGUGUGCGCGUUAAGACGUAAUUUCAAUAAAACUAACGUUUAUAUCA